AGUGGAGCAAUUUCAAUAAAAGCGGUGCUAAGUCAAUGAUGCGUAAAUAAAUUGUUGUAUGCUGGCGCACUUACGGGCUGCAGUUUCUGAAAGGAUAGGUUCAUGUGAGGUAAAUGAUGUCACGGGGCGGAGGGACAUAGUACAAAUGAUGGUACGUGGGGAGUGAAGAGAACGAGAGUUCCCGGGUAACUUUGUAUUAGCUACGGUAACUUAGAGCACCUGUAAUAAUCGCAUAGAACCGGCUGUUUCCCCAGUGCACCGUUGUCAAGGCUUUCAAAGACACAACAGACAUAAAAUGGCAGACCAGCUGACAGAAGAGCAGAUCGCCGAAUUCAAGGAGGCCUUCUCGCUGUUUGACAAGGAUGGCGAUGGGACCAUCACCACCAAGGAGCUGGGCACUGUCAUGCGCUCUCUGGGCCAGAACCCCACAGAGGCGGAGCUACAGGACAUGAUCAACGAGGUGGAUGCUGACGGCAAUGGAACUAUCGACUUCCCGGAGUUCCUGACCAUGAUGGCGAGAAAGAUGAAGGACACGGACAGCGAAGAAGAGAUCAGAGAAGCCUUCAGAGUCUUUGACAAGGAUGGAAAUGGCUACAUCAGUGCUGCAGAGCUGCGUCACGUCAUGACCAACCUGGGGGAGAAGCUGACGGACGAGGAGGUGGACGAGAUGAUCCGCGAGGCCGACAUCGACGGGGACGGCCAGGUCAACUACGAAGAGUUCGUGCAAAUGAUGACUGCAAAGUGAAGCGUUUUUUUUCCCUCUUUUCUUAUGUUGCCUGUUCUCCUUCAAUCACUCUGUCUAUUAAGAAAAUCGAAACAACCAAAACAAAAAAAGCUACAAAAAAAAAUCAUAAAUGUUACAAUUCUGUAAAUGUGGUUUCAAAUUCAAACUACUUCUGAGGCAUCUGUCAACAAAAAAACAACAAAAAAUGCAGAACAGUCCUAAGAGGAGUGAACUGACAAAGCUUAGCUGCAUGAGAUCUUUAUUCCUGGAUAAACCCAUCUUUCCCAGAUGGCGGAUGAAUUUGGAGAAAUUUGAGGGAGGGUGGGGGAAUUGCAAAAGCCAAAAAAAGAGACAGAAAUCAAUGACGGAUGCAAUUUUUGUUUUUCUUCGUCUACAAGAGCGGCUUUUCAUCCACGCCUUUUCUGUUGGUAACCAUUUAACCGUACAGCUUGCAAGAAGCGGCGCUGUUUCAAGCAAAUGACAAAAACAAUCUUGCAUGUACCUUUUCUGGCGGUUUAAUGUCGUUACAGUGAGAGGUCCUGAUCCUGCGGUUGAGUGGAAAGCCUGGAUUGUGAAACAGACAGGAGUUACUAGCAUAACUAUCUGUACAACCUGUACAGUUUUACUGAGGUUUGGCACAACCCAGACAGAGUACAGAUCCGGUAGGGUUAUGGGUUCGAUGCCUUGUGUGCUUGAGGAGGGUGUGAUGUGAAAAGAAAAGAAAACACUUCUUGUAAUAAACUUUACAGCAAACCUUUCUUUUUUUUUAGUUCCUUCAUGGAUAUUUUUCUUAACCAAGUUGCAGCAUCAGUCCAGAGCCGGAGUGUUCUUGUUCUCUAAAACGUAUAGUUUGAAAUGGUUUACAGAGACCUGAAGUUGGAGAGAGCAUUGCUGUAAAUGUCUGAUCAUAAAACAAAAUCAGGACACAAAUGUUAAGCUUUUUAGAGGUGCAACAAAAAAAAAAUCAACUUGUAAAUUUAGUGCAUUGCCUAACAUUAGCGUGAUAGUAUGGCUUGUGACUUUAUCCUUUUGGUUUUAACAUGUGCCAUAAUCAUGAGCCUCAACUUUUUUUUUGCAAGAUGACUUUUAGUCAAUAGCUAAAUACUAUAAAUAUAUAUAAUACACAUAUAUUUGCACUUUUGUGUACAAGAAAAUGAUUGACAAUGUUCUGAUCAAGAAGAAAAACCAAAUUUGCUGUUGCUGCUGCUGUUUCGGUCGCGGUGUUGUGGUUUGUCGGAUCCUCAUGUCGCGUUACCAGUGCUGCACAGGUUGCUCCAUGCUCUGCUUACAGCACAUCUGAACAGUUCCACCUUCUGGGGAUUUAAAGAAUAAAGCAGAAAGAAAAACUAAAUUUAUGGACUUCCUCUGAGGUUUUUUUUUUUUUUUAAUUUGUUAGGUUUUCAAGCAUUUCUUUUCAGUGUUUAAAAGGAGUUGGUUUAUGAAGAAAUGAAUUCUAUGAAGCUCUUAACGUCAUGAUUCUUAGCUCAGUGUCCUUAAGGGGGUUAGAUGUACAGAAAGAGGGGGGAGGGGGGAGGAGAAAAGGACCUGAUUGGUUGGUAGCUAAAAUCUGUGGAAGUUAAUGUCCAAACUAAUGUCCAAACUGUGAAAUAUCAAUGUUUUCCAAUAAAAAAAAAUUAAUAAAAUUUACUACCUGA
Megalops cyprinoides (Indo-Pacific tarpon) is the source of this 2379-nucleotide messenger RNA. Its product is annotated as calmodulin-1. The record is from RefSeq and is a predicted model, not a curated record. The coding region runs from base 296 to 745 and encodes 149 amino acids. Gene Ontology annotation, molecular function: calcium ion binding. The transcript is spliced from 6 exons. NCBI's taxonomy places the organism in Eukaryota, Metazoa, Chordata, Actinopteri, Elopiformes, Megalopidae.